Cloeon dipterum is the source of this 1022-nucleotide messenger RNA. RefSeq names its product zinc metalloproteinase nas-13-like. The transcript has 5 exons. Lineage: Eukaryota; Metazoa; Arthropoda; Insecta; Ephemeroptera; Baetidae. Gene Ontology annotation, molecular function: zinc ion binding; metalloendopeptidase activity. The record is from RefSeq and is a predicted model, not a curated record. Gene Ontology annotation, biological process: proteolysis. The coding region runs from base 18 to 1022 and encodes 334 amino acids.
GUGAGUAUUCUUGAACCAUGCAGAAAAUGAAGCUGAUUGUCGCCGUCUUGUGGAGCGUUUUCGCCGCCAGCGGCGCCUUCGAGUUGUUCGGCGAGUCGGAAAAGUUUUCAGACCUUCCAAGCCUGAUUCCGAUCAACUUCGGGCCGAAUUACAACCGCGAUGCCGUUUCCAGGAGCAUUGCCUCGUGGAAGCCAGGCAGCGGAAGGAACAUUUGGGAGCUGAGCGGCCUCCGCGAGGGAGACAUCAUGGACUCGGCCGACAAGGGUAGAAACGUCAUCAUCGACCCCAAGUACAACUGGCCCAAUAAUACCAUGGUCUACAGGCUUAUGUCUGGAAUGACCUCAAAGGAAAAGAUGGUGGUGAAGGAGGCAAUGGAGUUGAUCAUGCAGGGCUCGUGCUUGAAAUUCCGUCCGUACCGCCACGGCGACCGCGACUACGUGUACAUCCAGUACAACGACACCGGCUGCUGGUCGCUAAUCGGGCGCCAGGGUGGCGCCCAGCCCGUCAAUCUGCAGAGGGACGCCUGCUUCAUCCCCGGCCCGGCGGCGCACGAGUUGUUGCACGCCGCCGGAUUCGAACACCAGCACAGCGCCCCUGACAGGGAUGCCUACGUGUAUAUUAAUUAUACUAACAUCGAGGAAGCCGACUAUGAACAGUUUGAGAAACUCUCCGCCGACGAGUACUCGGAAAUGGGGGUGGGCUACGACUACGACAGCUUGAUGCACUACUCCAGAUCGGCCUUCUCCAAGAACGGCGAAGACACCAUCAUCCCCUACGAAGAUGUGGAGAUCGGACAGCAGGAAUACGUGUCGGACAAGGACUACCGCAAGCUGAACGUGAAGUACAACUGCCACUACGACGCAGACGACGACUCUGGCGUUCAUCACGGCGAGUGGAACCACGAGGGCAACGGAGGCGGCUCCCCGCAAAACAGCGAGCACGGCAACACGGGCCCCAACAACGGCAACAACCACGCCGGUGGCAACGGCAACGGCGGCAUUUUGACCAAUAUGUUUGGCUGA